Messenger RNA from Nicotiana tabacum (common tobacco), 1636 nucleotides. Its product is annotated as glucuronoxylan 4-O-methyltransferase 1-like. Lineage: Eukaryota; Viridiplantae; Streptophyta; Magnoliopsida; Solanales; Solanaceae. Gene Ontology annotation, biological process: xylan biosynthetic process. The record is from RefSeq and is a predicted model, not a curated record.
UUUUUGAGAAAAAGAAGGGUGUGAUUCGAACGCGUGAUCCUAGCUCUGGUGAGUUCUUUCUCUUCUCUUGGCUACUGGAAUAGCCAACAACAUAGCAUCCAAAUAGUUUGCUAAACCAGAAGUAGGAGAGACUAAAACUUUCUCCCCCUGCUUCGGCUUGCACACCUGAAAGAAUCUACCAUAUGUUGUAAAUCCACUGUAUGAAUUAAAGGAAGAAAGGGAAAAAAAAGGGAAAAAAACAGACUGCAUAAAUAGGAUAUAAACAGUAAAGAGCACGUUUAACAAGAAAUAACAAACAUUAGCUUAGUCAUUGAAUGGGAAAUAAAUACAUAUAUUUUCCUUCCUUUUGAGUUCUGUCCAUGUUCAAUUAAUUGUUGAGAACAUGUAUUUGAGGCUUAACAAAUUGCCAUCAUUAACCUCUUCAGAUCUACCAGCAACUUCAUCCAAAAUUUUCUUAUUAGUUCUCGUCUUUAUCAAAAUCUUCAAUAUAUAUCUCUUUACCUCUGAGCUUUAACCAAAACUUGUAUACCUCCCACGUCAAGCAUGAAAACUAAAACACAGAGUUCACUUAGCCUAAAGCUUCUUGUCAUAAGCGUUUUCAUCGCUUUCUUACUUUUAUUUGUGUUGAGAUCAAGAUUAACAUCUUCUGGUGAAAAUACAUCAUUAUUAUUAUCUGCUUCUUCAAUUUCCCAUGCUUUUUUACCAACAAGUUGUUCAUCAACAAAAUGUAACAACAAGAUCCCAUCUUCAGUAGCCAAAUCUCUCAUUCACUACGCAACCUCAAACACCACCCCUCAACAAAAACUCGACGAGAUAUCAAUAACAUCCAACAUUUUAGACAAGAAAUCUCCUUGCAAUUUCCUUGUCUUUGGUCUUGGCCAUGACAGUCUAAUGUGGCACACACUCAACUUUGGAGGACGAACUAUCUUCCUCGACGAAGAUGUGAUUUGGAUUGAAAAAAUCAAGAAGAAAUUUCCCAUGUUAGAGUCUUAUCAUGUUACAUAUGAUAGUAAAGUGAAAGAAGCAAAUGUCUUAAUGGAAGCAGGGAAAAAACCAGACUGCACAGCUAUAGCUGAUCCUAGAUAUUCUAAGUGUCAACUUGCUUUAAAAGGGUUGCCUAAUGAAAUUUAUGAUAUAAAAUGGGAUUUAAUAAUGGUUGAUGCUCCAACAGGUUUUCAUGAGAAUGCACCAGGGAGAAUGACUGCAAUUUAUACAGCAGGAAUGAUGGCAAGGAAUAAAGAAAAUGGAGAAACUCAUGUGUUUGUGCAUGAUGUGCAUAGGAAUAUAGAGGACAAGUUUUCUAAAGCAUUUUUGUGUGAUGGAUAUAUGAAGAAACAAGUGGGGAAGUUGAGGCAUUUCACUAUCCCUAGUCAUAAGAACAACUUGGAUAUGCCCUUUUGCCCCUAGAUUUUCUUGAAAAUGUUUUUUUUUCUUUUUCAGUUUAUCUCUCUUUAAUUUUUCUUCUUCUUUUUUUUUUUAGGGGUGAGGAGGUAGUUUGAGGGUUGGGAUUGGGAAAUGAUGGACCAAUGAGGAUAUUGUUUGUGAGAGAGGCAUUUGAGAUUGAGGCUACUUUUUCACCUAUUGUAUUUUGAAUUUUGGUACGACGAAAGUCAUUAUCCAUUGGUUAUUAUUGCUU